AUGGAGAUUCCAGUUUAUACCCUGGAUUCCUUCACCAGCCAACCCUUUAAGGGGAACCCUGCAGCAGUCUGUCCUCUGCAACAUGAGCUGAGUGAUGAAAUGUAUCAGAAGAUCUCAGCAGAAAUGAACUUGUCAGAGACUGCCUUUGUAAUCAAACUGAAUCCAUCUGACAACUUCACUACAGGGUCGAGGUUUCGACUUCGAUGGUUCACACCAACUACUGAAGUAAAUUUAUGUGGACAUGCCACUCUGGCCACUGCAAGAGUUUUGUUCCAGUAUGAAAACAAUGUGAAUACCAAGCUGGUGUUUGAGACCAGAAGUGGAGAACUGUGUGUCACUCGGUUUGGGGAAAAUUGUAUCAUGGAUUUCCCUCUCAACCCAGCGAGCCCUGCAGAUCCACAUGAGUUCAGAGACGUAAUCAAGGCCGCAGUAGGGAGUCUGCCGGUUCAGGAGGUCUACUUGAGCGCAAAGACAAAGAAACUCCUGAUUCGAUUGGCUGACAGCUGUCACAGAUCAGAAUUACACAACUUGAAAAUAGAUCCUCUUGCUCUGCAAAGAAGUGACUCAACUGGAAAAGUCAAAGGAGUUAUUGUCACAAUGAUAGGAUCUCCAAAUGAACAGCCAGGAUACGACUUCUACUCCAGAUAUUUUGCUCCAUGGUUUGGAAUCACUGAAGAUCCCGUCACUGGUUCGGCUCACACGGUCUUGGGGAGCUAUUGGGCUGAAAAACUAGGAAAACGCAAGUUACUGGCUUAUCAGUGCUCCAGCAGAGGGGGAGAAAUGGAGCUAGAAGUGAGAGAUGAUGGAAGAAUCAACAUAUCUGGAACUACUGUUACUAUAAUGCGUGGAACCAUCACAAUAUAG
This is a messenger RNA of Knipowitschia caucasica, 864 nucleotides long. Lineage: Eukaryota; Metazoa; Chordata; Actinopteri; Gobiiformes; Gobiidae. The record is from the annotation of a GenBank genome assembly.